AUGGCGCGUACGAAACAAGUGCCCAGCAAGCGGCAGGCGUCGUCCGAAUACUUUAACAAGGAAACGGCCGAGUGGGAGACUUCCGAUGGAAAGCCCAAGACCAAUGGGUCUGUGGUCGUCAAGUCUGCACCGGCAAAGGCGGACGCGGGGAUCAUGCAGCUCGUCAUUGCCGUCUCGGGCAUUUACGCCUCCUUCUUGACGUGGGCGUACCUCCAGGAGAAGCUCACGACGACGCGCCACGGCCCGGCGCAGGAAGUCUGGCACUUUCCGGUAUUCCUCAACACGAUCCAGUCGCUGUUUGCGGCAGCCGUGGGCAGCCUGUACCUCGUUCUCUCGACGCCGCGGGGCGCCGCCGUGCCGCCGAUCAUCCCGUCGUCGCGGAUACUCGCGCCGCUGGCGCUCGUGGCGGUGACGUCGAGCCUGGCGUCGCCGUUUGGCUACGCGAGCCUCGCGCACAUUGACUACAUUACAUUUUUGCUGGCCAAGAGCUGCAAGCUGCUGCCGGUGAUGCUGCUGCACAUUACCGUGUUUCGGAAACGAUACCCGCUGUACAAGUACCUGGUGGUGGCGGCGGUGACGGCGGGCGUGGCGGUGUUUACGCUGCACUCGGGAAGCAAGAAGAAGAAGCAGGCAAGCAGGCUCGGGGACGAUGCGCGCGUGGGCUGGGGGAUGCUGCUGCUGGGCAUCAACCUGCUCUUUGACGGGCUGACCAACAGCACGCAGGACUAUAUAUUCAGCGCGUUUCAGCCGUACUCGGGUCCGCAGAUGAUGUGCGCGAAUAAUGUCAUGAGCUCGCUGGUGACGGGCGCGUACCUGCUUGUCGGGCCGGCGGUGCUGGGGGCGACGGGCGCGGGGGAGUGGUUGGGGCUGGGUAAGGGUGACGCGGGGGAGCUGGGCGAUGCGAUGGCGUUUAUGGCGCGGUAUCCGGCGGUUUGGAAGGAUGUGCUUGGUUUUGCGGCGUGUGGUGCCGUUGGCCAAGUCUUUAUCUUCUAUACGUUGUCGACGUUUUCCUCGGUGUUGCUAGUGACGGUGACGGUGACCAGGAAGAUGGUGACGAUGAUGUUGUCAGUGUUGGCGUUUGGACACAGACUAACGAGGAUGCAGUGGUUGGGCGUGGGACUGGUGUUUGGGGGUAUUGGUGUGGAGGCGGGGAUUGCGAGGAGGGAGAAGAUGGCCAAGGAAAAGGCCAAGAAGGAGAAGUCGGGGUAA
Molecule: messenger RNA, 1209 nt
Organism: Beauveria bassiana ARSEF 2860
Lineage: Eukaryota; Fungi; Ascomycota; Sordariomycetes; Hypocreales; Cordycipitaceae
Product: UAA transporter
Exons: 3
Coding region: 1-1209 (402 amino acids)
Biological process (GO): UDP-galactose transmembrane transport
Cellular component (GO): Golgi membrane; endoplasmic reticulum membrane
Molecular function (GO): UDP-galactose transmembrane transporter activity; UDP-glucose transmembrane transporter activity
Source: RefSeq, a predicted model, not a curated record